UUGUGCGUAAUUUCCUAAACCGGUUCUGAAUGAAGCGCUUCACAGAUAUUACAAAAGAUCACUUUUAAAGUAUGAAAUUUUAAAACAAUUAUUUUGUUUAGAGAAUUGUUUCAUUAGCAUACAAAAUAUUUAUAAAUUUCGAUACAAUAUUUUAGUAAAAAAUAUUAUAAAUCUUUAUUACGAAGGUUAUUUCUGGGAUAAUUAAUUAUGACAAUUUUUUAAUACAUUAAAAUCGCUUUUGUAACUUUUUUUUUGUACAUUUUAAAAUGAAAAAUUUCACUAUAUAUCAAAGAUAAAAGUGUAAAAUUUACAAAAACACAUAUUCAAUUUUUUUUAAAAAUUAUCAUCUGGUAAUACUUUUAAUUUUAAAAGCGCAAAUAAUGAAGAAAAUGUAAAAAUUUUACAUUAUUGUGAAAAUUGUAUCAUUUUAAAUGCAUAGUUUUUAAAAGAAUUAUAUAAAAAUCAUAUUUUCUAUAAUAUCAUACUAGUAAUAGAAGGCUAUAAAAAUUACGUAAAAGUAAUAAAUGUUUCAAAAAGCUUUAAAAAAUGGUUUAAAUCACUAUUUGAAAAUUAACAAAUUUGAGAAAUUGAUGAACGAUUCUAAAAAUUUUAUUCAAUUUUUAAAUGGAAAUAUUAAGAAAACUAUAACUAAUAGGAAAAUAAUAUUUCUCAGUACAAUAAUUUAAAUCCUUAAAAACAGGAUUAGAUAAAAAUUAUAUCUAAAUUUCAAUAAAGAGCUGAAAUAUUUGCAGUAUUAUUUCGUGUUAUUUGUUAUAUUUGUGCAGAGCGAGGCGCUUCAUAGAGAUUACAAAUGAUCAUUUUUUAACUUCAAAUUUUAUGACAAAUAUUGUGUUUAGAUAAUUGUUGAAUAACAUACAAAAUAUUUAUAUUUUAGAAAAUAAUAUUAAAACAAAAAAUAUUAUUAAACUUUAUUACAAAGAUCAUUUUCCAUGGUAGUUUUAUGAUAAUUUUCUGAUACAAUACAAUCUGAUUUCUGACUUUUCGUACAUUUUUAAAAUGGAAAGUUUUUACUAUAUAAUAAAAAUAUAAAAGUAAUUUUUAUUAAAACAGUUUUUCAAUUCUUUAAAAUUAAUCCUAUAGUAAUAUUUUUUCUUUUUUGAAUUCUAAAUGGUCUUCUUUUAGAAGAAAACUUGUGGUGUUUUUCGUGUAUCUUUAAGAAAGAUACUCUAGGUAUUUUUAAUUGUGAAUUUUAAUAACACUAUGAAAAGGCAAUAUUUUUCCCAAUAACGUUUUGAAAAUUUGACUUUUUAAAAAGCAAUUAAAUAAAUAAAAAAAAUUAUUUGUAAAAAAAGUCACAAAAAUUUACAAUAAAUUUCCGCCCAAAUCGAUCGUAUGGACGAAUUAUGACUACAUUAAGUAAAUUUUUAUCGUUUUCCAUAAGCAAAUUUUAAGAAAAGCAAAGCGAAAUUCAUUUUUUCUUUCACCUUAAACAUUAAUUUGAACCUUUUAAAAUUUUAUUAGACAAAAAUUGUGUUUAAAUUUUAAUUAUUAUUAAUUAUUUUUGUCGAAUGAAAUUGUGAUGUUUUCAGAUACGCUUAAUAAAAUGCUACCCUAAAUUAAAAAAUUGUUCUACUUUUACCACAGGUUUUAAAUAAAACUAUUGAGAUUUGGAAAAUAUUUUUUGAUGCACAAAAUAUUUAAAUAACUAAACUUAUAUUGAAAACAUAAAAAUAUUUUCGAGGAGAAUUAUUUGAUUCUCUAUCAGGCUUUAAUAGUUUUUAUGAACCAAUUAAUAUUCCACAAGAAAGAAUUCUUAUUCAUUUUCUAACAAUGUUAAUUAAAAGUAUGAGCAAAUUCUAGACCAAGUCAAUAGGUUAAUUUACUAAAUUUUCUGUAAAGGAAAUUUCUUUUCAGAUAGCUUUAUAAUAAUUAAAAAAUCAUCUUAAAACUUUUUCCCCUAUUUGAAGUUAUCAUCUUUAGUAUGUUAAGUGUCUUACUUCAGAAUGGAAUGAUUUUGUGAAUUGUUAAUAAUACUAGCACAAACUAAUUAUAAAAAUAUAAAUAAUAGCAAAAUAUUGUUUGUAACUAUAAAGGUUUUAGAAUUUGGCUAAAAAAAUAAUAAUACUAUUGAAAUUAUUAGGAAGAUGAUUGAACACCCUUGAAGUUGAAAUUUCUUCAACUUAAACAAGCAUUUUCUAUAUAAUUGAUCCAAAUUUGUGCCAAGAAUAUUCAAUAAAAAUGUCUUUGAUUUUUCCAAGAAGUCAUAAAAUUGGUGAAUUUGAUGAGAGAGACAUUCUUGUAAAAACGCGUCACAAAUUUUCCCAGACGAUAUUUCUGUCGAUAUUGGAAAUUUGUGAGUCCAAUCACCUGCAAAUGCGGCAAAAAUCCAAUUGACGCACAAGAAAUUGCCUAAAAGAAGGAGGAAAAAGCUGACUUUAGAACAAAUUUGGGUAUAAAAGCUGGUGGAAAAUCAAUGGGAAAUCAGUUCAGUCAGUCUUCCGGUUCUAUCACCAGUACUGCAAUCAUCAAACCAGCCAACAUGAAGGUGUUCAUCGUAGUUGCUCUUCUGGCCAUCUGCUCAGUGGCUUAUUGUUCCGAGGAAGUCGUCGAAGAAGCUGCUGCCGUAGCUGAGAAUCCCAGCGAGGAAGUUGCUGCAGAAGACUUGGUACGAGAAGUCCGCUCCAACUAUGGACAUGGUGGCUCAAGCGGUGGCCAUGGAGGCUAUGGAGGUCAUGGAGGCUAUGGAGGACAUGGUGGUCACGGAGGACAUGGAGGCUAUGGCAAGCAGUCUCAUGGCUAUGGAGCACACAGCGGUGGCUCAUCCCACGGACAUGGUGGACACGGAUACCGUGCUGCUGCUAACGCCAAUGCUGCCGCUGCUGAAGAUGGCCCUGCCAUGGCCGAUGCUCCAGCAAAUGCUCAAAGUCAGAGCCAGAGCUACGCCCCACUUGUAGCUUCCUCAUACGGCUAUGGACAUGGAGGACAAGGAGGACAUGGUGGACACUCUGGUCACGGUUACGGACACGGAGGACAUGGUGGACACGGAUACAGUCACGGAGGACAUGGUGGACACGGAUACGGUCACGGAUAUGCCCAUGCUGGACACUCCAAGAGCUACUCAUACGGCUCCCCUGCCCCCCAUGUGCCAUGCGGACACAACCUGCUCUUCGGCUGCCACCCCAGCGUUGCCCCAGUUCCCUGCCACGGACACAGCUACGGACACGGCUAUGGACACCACGGUUACUAAACACUCCACAGAAAACUCCCCGGAAAUGUAUUUUGUACUCCUCUAGGAAUUUUUUAAUAAACUCAAAUCUAAAUGAAA
Molecule: messenger RNA, 3286 nt
Organism: Phlebotomus papatasi
Lineage: Eukaryota; Metazoa; Arthropoda; Insecta; Diptera; Psychodidae
Exons: 1
Coding region: 2435-3208 (257 amino acids)
Source: RefSeq, a predicted model, not a curated record